This is a messenger RNA of Erigeron canadensis, 1761 nucleotides long. RefSeq names its product putative UPF0481 protein At3g02645. Bases 124 to 1623 code for a protein of 499 amino acids. The record is from RefSeq and is a predicted model, not a curated record. The transcript has a single exon. NCBI's taxonomy places the organism in Eukaryota, Viridiplantae, Streptophyta, Magnoliopsida, Asterales, Asteraceae.
UUUUCCAAUCACAUACGCCAUUUGAAUUAGUCAAAAACUUAUCACAUAUUCUUCGAUUACAUAUUUUUUCAACAUAUACUACACCCAUAUAUUUUGUAACUAUUCAUCAUAUUAAUUAAUUAAAUGGCUACAAUAAAACCAUUUGUGGCUCCAACCUCCGGCGACCAACCAUGGGUAGAUCAAAUCAGACAAACCUUGAAAACACAACUUUCAGUCGCUAUAGAUACACCUUCAGUUUCCAUCUUCUCAGUCCCCAAAAUUCUAAAAGAAGAAAAGCUAGAGGCUUAUGAGCCUCAACUCAUAGGGCUCGGUCCGAAACAUCAUUUUCAGACCGAGCUCUACGAAAGAAUGCAACAAAACAAACUCACCGCGGUCAAAAGAGUACUAAAACCUUUACAAAUCCCCGAUAUUGAAGACCAAAUUGCCGAUAAAAUCAAACAAGUCCUUCCUGUCGUUUCCGCUUGUUACGAUCGAUAUCCUGAAGUCGAAGACGAAGCCUUAGCUUGGCUAUUCGCUAUUGACGGUCUUUUAUUACUUGACCAACUUACGGCUUAUAUAGAUUACGGUUUAGCUAUAGAUGAAAAAGAUUUAAUCAUGUUGGAAAACCAAAUUCCUUUAAUCGUCUUAAAAGAAAUCCAUAAGGCGAUUUGUGGCGAAAAUGCUGAUGGGGAAGAUUUUUGGGAGUCAAAGUUUAGAUACUUUUGUAAGUCGAAUUCCCCUUUUCUUCUUUCGAAAGAGAAUAUUGAAUUUAAUCGAGUAAACCAUUUACUGGAUUAUAUGUACCAAUCUAUUGUGAAUAACGAAAAAUCGAGUUCGAUGAGUGUUAGUUUUAGGAAACCGGGAAGUGUUCCGGAUGUUAAACCCGCAACCGAGGAAUUACUAGAAGCUGUUAUUCAAGCCGCGGGUCUGAUCCCCGGGGCUAAGCCUUUUUUAGGAAUACUCGAAUCUAUUGAAAAACUUUUAUACGAAAGUAAUGACGAUAAAACGAGUAUUCAAGAAAUUAGAGUCCCUUCGGUUUCAGAACUUCGGGAUAUCGCGGGAGUGAAUUUCCGGUUGUCGCCAGGGGAUGAAGGGAUAAGAAACGUUGGUUAUAUCGACGGCUUAUGUUAUUUACCCGUGAUUACGUUAAAUUUUGAUUCGGAAGUCAUAUUAAGGAAUUUGGUUGCGUACGAAAAGUUAAUGACCAAAAAUAGUUAUAUGGGUGGGUUUGGGCUUGAACUAACCGAAUAUGUGGAUUUCAUGUGUGGGAUAAUUGAUAAUGCUAAGGAUGUGAAGUUGUUACGAGAAGAAAAGAUCAUACAAGGCAAUUUGCGCGAUGAGGAGAUCGUUGCGUUGUUUAACGGGAUAGGAAGGUCGCUAGGGAAUAUGAGUGGCGAGUCUAACUUUAGGAAGACCGUGGCUGAGUUAAACAAGGUUUAUGAUAGUGUACCGAGUGUUCGGUUCAAGAAUGAGGUUGAUAAGCAAGUUCGGGCUUCGGCUAAGGCUCUUACGUUCCUUGUUAGUAUUUCGGGCACUUUGGUCUUGGUUCGUGAGGCGGUAUCGAAGAUUAGCCCGGAUCCAUCCGGGAUGUUGGGUCAGUUUCUUUCGGAGCAUGUUGGAGUAUUUUCUUCCUUGAUUCAAUAGGUAGUGCCAUGCUCUAUUUAAAAAGAUUGAGUCAUUUUUUUCAUUGUUGGAAUUUUCUGCCCAUUAUUAGUGGUUUAAAGUUUGAUUAUGACUCAUUAACUUCUUAUGGUUAAUAAAUAUGAAGCCAACCAUUGCAAU